GGUCUCCUUCUCCUUUUUUCCAGUCCAAUCUUCGUUUGCACUUGUAUGCAAGCUCCACCAGUUAAAUUCAAAAGGAAAAAAAUUAAGAAAAAAUUAAGAAAAAAAUGUCAUGAAAAAUUAUUUAUUUGACCCCGGAAAAAUGAUGAAUGAUUAUAAUAUAUUUAUGUGACCAUUCCAGUCUCCUAGCAAAUUCCCACUAUACAUCAAAAUUCCAUCGUUCACACCACCUGUUAUGAUCAGGGGUUCUUGACUCUCGGACCAUUUGGAGAGUUUUGAUGGAAUUUGGUGGUAUCACAGGGAUCAAAGUUAUGACACCUAUUACUUUGUGGUUGGAUUAACAAUUCUAUGUUCCAAUCAACAUCUUCAGUAGAUUCUUAUACUCGGGUUUUUUCUUUUGGAUAAUGACUGCUGUAUUCAUGGGGCCGACAUUUGGUUUUAGAGUUCACUCAACUUUUAUUAGAAUUUUUCUUUUGUUGAUUUUGAGAGGAUAUCUUACCUACUCGACUCAAAGUGAUAUUAACUGCCUCAGAGCUAUAAAAGAUUCUUUGGAAGACCCAGAUGGCUACCUCACGACAUGGAACUUCGAUAACAAGACUGAAGGUUUUAUAUGUAAGUUUAUUGGAAUCGAUUGUUGGCAUCCGGAUGAGAACAGGGUCUUGAAUAUUCGGCUUGGGGAUAUGGGACUAAAGGGUAAGUUUCCUCUUGGUGUUGCUGGUUGUUCAUCCUUGACAGGCUUAGAUCUUUCUAGUAACAAGAUUUAUGGAAGUAUUCCAACUAAUAUCUCUAAGUUACUUGUAUACGUGACAAGCCUUGAUCUCUCAUCCAACCAAUUAUCCGGACAGAUCCCCAUGAAUCUUACAAAUUGCACUUAUUUGAAUGUCCUUAAACUUAACAACAACCAGUUGUCGGGCCAAAUCCCUGCUCAGUUUGGUCAACUCGAUCGAUUGAAGGAAUUUAGCGUGGCAAACAACAGAUUGACUGGCCAAGUUCCACAAUUCGGAAAUCGUACUUUUGGUCCAGAUAGCUAUGCGAAUAAUGCAGGACUAUGUGGUGGUCCUUUGCCUCCUUGCCGAGGUUCUUCAAAGAAAACUAACGGUGCAGCCAUUGUAGGGGCGGCUGUUGGUGGGGUGACUUUUGCAGCUUUCGUUGUUGGCUUUGGCAUGUUCUUCUAUUUGCGUAAAGUGUCCAGAAAGAAGAAGGAAGAAGAUCCUCUAGGCAACAAAUGGGCAAAGAGUAUCAAGGAUGUCAAAGGCAUCAAGCUAUCAAUGUUUGAGAAGUCAGUUUCUAAAAUGAAAUUAGGAGAUCUCAUGAAGGCUACUAAUGACUUCAGUAAAGAGAAUAUAAUUGGGUUGGGGAGAGCUGGGACAAUGUACAAGGCAGUGCUCGAAGAUGGCACCUUCCUCAUGGUGAAGCGACUGCAGGAUACUCAAUACCCGGAGAAAGAAUUUGUGUCUGAGAUGGCUACUCUAGGUAAUAUAAAACACCGCAACUUGGUUCCGCUUCUAGGUUUUUGUAUGGCUAAGAAGGAAAGACUUUUGGUUUACAAGUACAUGCCAAAUGGUAGCCUCCAUGAUAAGCUACAUCUUGUAAAAGAUGGUGGCGAACUUAUGGAUUGGCCUUUACGGCUCAAAAUUGGGAUUCUGGCAGCGAAAGGAUUUGCAUGGCUCCACCACAGCUGUAAUCCACGUAUUAUUCACCGAAAUAUAAGUUCCAACUGCAUCUUACUAGAUGCGGAUUAUGAACCCAAAAUAUCCGAUUUUGGGCUUGCUCGGCUCAUGAAUCCUAUUGACACUCAUUUGAGUACUUUUGUGAAUGGUGAAUUCGGGGACUUGGGUUAUGUUGCUCCCGAAUAUGCAAGAACUCUGAUGGCCACUCCCAAAGGGGACGUCUACAGUUUUGGAGUUGUACUUCUCGAAUUAGUAACAGGCGAGAAGGCAACCUAUGUGGCUAAAGCCCCGGAAAGCUUCAAAGGAAAUCUAGUUGAUUGGAUUUCUGAGCUGUCUAGGACCUCUGACCUUCACGAUGCAAUUGAUAAGUCCUUAGUCGGGAAAGGUCAUGAUAAUGCGCUUUUCCAGUUUCUUAAGGUUGCGUGUAGUUGUGUGCUGCCAGCUCCCAAAGAAAGGCCUACUAUGUUUGAAGUCUACCAGCUUUUGAGAGCUAUUGGACAACCGUAUAAUCUCACAACAGAAGAUGACAUCUUGUUGCCGUCGGACAAUGGAGAUGCCGAUCAAUUGGUCGAACUUAUCGUUGCUCGAGAUGUAUAGGAGAUCUGUUAAAAAUGCAAAUGAGAUAUAGUGGUGAUUGAAAUUGUAAUCGUACAUUGGCUUUUUUGAUUGAUUUUGUUUUGUUUAGAAUAAGGUUUGCAAGAUUUGGUUAAGAAUUCCUGUCAGCAGACAUACGAUAAUCUCUUACCUUAUAUGUAAAAAUUAUUAAUUUUCAGUCAGAUGAGUAUUGAUC
Molecule: messenger RNA, 2457 nt
Organism: Olea europaea var. sylvestris
Lineage: Eukaryota; Viridiplantae; Streptophyta; Magnoliopsida; Lamiales; Oleaceae
Product: probably inactive leucine-rich repeat receptor-like protein kinase At5g48380
Exons: 4
Coding region: 402-2264 (620 amino acids)
Biological process (GO): protein phosphorylation
Molecular function (GO): ATP binding; protein kinase activity; receptor serine/threonine kinase binding
Source: RefSeq, a predicted model, not a curated record